Cebus imitator (Panamanian white-faced capuchin) is the source of this 896-nucleotide messenger RNA. It is a transcript of the gene PDCL2, whose product is annotated as phosducin like 2. Gene Ontology annotation, cellular component: cytoplasm. NCBI's taxonomy places the organism in Eukaryota, Metazoa, Chordata, Mammalia, Primates, Cebidae. Bases 137 to 862 code for a protein of 241 amino acids. The record is from RefSeq and is a predicted model, not a curated record. Gene Ontology annotation, biological process: protein folding. The transcript is spliced from 6 exons.
CUCCUCCGGCGGGAGCUGGAAACCGCCCGGCCUGAAGCGGGCGCCCUUCCUGCCUGGAGGAGUCCGCUGAGCUCAGUCCGUGGCGCCUCGCCAGCUACGCGACGACGCGGGCUCGUGAAGGGCAGAGCAACCCAUCAUGCAGGAUCCCAAUGAAGAUACAGAAUGGAAUGACAUUUUAAGAGACUUUGGCAUUCUACCUCCUAAAGAAGAGCCAAAAGAUGAAAUUGAAGAGAUGGUUUUACGUUUACAGAAAGAAGCAAUGGUUAAACCAUUUGAAAAGAUGACUCUUGCACAGCUGAAGGAAGCUGAAGAUGAAUUUGAUGAAGAAGACAUGCAAGCUAUUGAAACAUAUAGAAAGAAGCGGUUACAGGAAUGGAGAGCUCUUAAGAAAAAACAAAAAUUUGGAGAAUUAAGAGAAAUUUCUGGAAAUCAGUAUGUAAAUGAAGUCACAAAUGCAGAAAAAGAUGUGUGGGUUAUAAUUCAUCUAUACAGAUCAAGCAUCCCAAUGUGUUUGUUGGUUAACCAGCAUCUUAGUCUUCUAGCAAGAAAGUUUCCAGAAACUAAAUUUGUUACAGCCAUCGUGAAUAGCUGUAUUCAACACUACCAUGACAAUUGUUUACCAACAAUUUUUGUUUAUAAAAAUGGUCAGAUAGAAGCCAAAUUCAUUGGAAUUAUAGAAUGUGGAGGGAUAAAUCUCAAGUUGGAAGAACUUGAAUGGAAGCUAGCAGAAGUUGGAGCAAUACAGACUGAUUUGGAAGAAAAUCCCAAAAAAGACAUUGUAGAUAUGAUGGUAUCUUCAAUUAAAAACACUUCUAUUCAUGAUGACAGUAAUAGCUCCAACAGUGAUAAUGAUACCAAAUAGAGAGAAAUAUUCAAUAAACAGCUUUUAAAGUAUA